UGCUAGGCUUAUUCUGUUAAUGUAAAAAUAUUUUUGUUGUUUAUUAUUGUAGGUACUAUUUCUAAUUUAUUUUUUUCUAAACGUAUUUGCAAUGCAUUUAAAAGUGAAUUUCGAGAAAGUGAUUGGCUGGCCAAAUAUUUACGACAGUGAUAGUAAAAUUUAAAUUAUAAUUAUUGAGACAACAAAUGGAAGAUGGACUAUGACAGUUUGCUGUACAAAAGAGAGGUGGACCCUCACAACCGUUGCUGUGGCGGUUGGCUAUGGUGCAUCAGAGACAUAUGCGGAGUUGUCUGUGCCAUCCUGACCUGGCUGCUGAUCCUUUAUGCAGAGUUUGUGGUGAUGAGCGUAAUGCUGAUACCCAGUCCAUACCCGAUCUACAGUUAUAUCAACAUGCUUAUCUUCCAAACACUGGCCGUUCUUGCGUUUGCUUCUCACUUACGCACCAUGUUCACUGAUCCGGGGUCAGUGCCCAAAGGCAACGCCACUAAAGAGAUGAUUCAACAGAUGGGUUGCAGAGAAGGUCACGUUUUCUUCAAGUGUCCCAAGUGUUGCAGCAUCAAACCUGAGAGAGCCCACCAUUGCUCUGUAUGCCAAAGAUGUAUUCGUAAGAUGGAUCACCACUGUCCUUGGGUUAACAACUGUGUUGGUGAAGAUAAUCAGAAGUAUUUUGUUCUUUUUACUUUCUACAUAGCAUCGAUAUCCAUCCAUUCCCUGUUUCUGGUCGCCAACCAGUUCUACACGUGCGUGAGACUAGAGUGGAAGGAUUGUUCUUCUUACUCUCCCCCGACGACGGUGGUGCUGCUAGUGUUUCUGGUGUUUGAAGCGCUUCUGUUCGCCAUCUUCACUCUGGCAAUGCUCGUUACCCAGUUGCAUGCUAUCUGGAAUGAUGAGACGGGUAUAGAGCAACUCAAGAAGGAGGAGGCACGUUGGGUCCGCAAGUCUCGUUGGAAGAGUAUUCAAGCUGUGUUCGGAAGGUUUUCUCUUGCUUGGUUCUCUCCUUUCACACGACCUCCGCCCAAAGUCAAGCUGGAGAGCUACUUGUAUUCUGUCUAAGUGUUAUCGGCUGUUUUGUAUUUUCGUUGUACAUUAUUUUAUUAGCGAUUUUCUAAAAUAUAUCUCUCAGUUUUUACAGAAGAAUCUUGAUUAACUGAGGUAAUCUAAAGUGAAGUUAUCUCGGAUAACCAAAACCUCUGUUUGAAACGGAUACUUACGAAGACAUUAGGGAGUAUUGAUUUAAACACAAAAAAAUAAUUUAACUGCUGUUAAAUUAACGGUUAAGGAUGUAAUAUGCACAAUGGGAACUUUUUAAGCGGUUUCCGUUAGGAUAGCAGGCUGGUCUGAAUAAGAAAGAGUCUUGCACAAAUAAAAAAAAUCCAAUAUACAUAACAUGUACAUUUCACUGUCAAUGACAGCAUUUUCAAUUUAAGAAAGGUAGGCUAUAGUGAAAUUUGCGACAGGGCUGGAGUGAAAUUUGUCUUUAGGCCUGAUAGGUAAUAACUGUACUAUUAUCACGUUAAGUGCACAGGGCGGGAGUUCUCACCUGCGGGACUGUCACGGGGCAGGAAAUGUCGUCAUCCUACCAUGCCAACAACCAUGCUUCAGUGUG
Messenger RNA from Macrosteles quadrilineatus (aster leafhopper), 1606 nucleotides. RefSeq names its product palmitoyltransferase ZDHHC3-like. NCBI's taxonomy places the organism in Eukaryota, Metazoa, Arthropoda, Insecta, Hemiptera, Cicadellidae. The transcript has 7 exons. The coding region runs from base 193 to 1053 and encodes 286 amino acids. Gene Ontology annotation, cellular component: Golgi apparatus; endoplasmic reticulum. The record is from RefSeq and is a predicted model, not a curated record. Gene Ontology annotation, biological process: peptidyl-L-cysteine S-palmitoylation; protein targeting to membrane. Gene Ontology annotation, molecular function: protein-cysteine S-palmitoyltransferase activity.